This is a messenger RNA of Trichophyton rubrum CBS 118892, 1820 nucleotides long. RefSeq lists its product as uncharacterized. The transcript has 2 exons. The coding region runs from base 409 to 1224 and encodes 271 amino acids. NCBI's taxonomy places the organism in Eukaryota, Fungi, Ascomycota, Eurotiomycetes, Onygenales, Arthrodermataceae. The record is from RefSeq and is a predicted model, not a curated record.
CCUGCCGCUUGCGCUGUCGACCCACGUCUACGUGGGUAGGGAUGGGAGUGGACAAAAAAAAAAAUAGGAGAUGAGCCAAGGGGGCGGAAGAAGUUGAUUCAGAUGUGCAUGGGCAAUCUCCCAUGGCCCCCUUGCACAAGGGAGAUACAAAAAGGGCCCAUGUUCCACCGAGUGCCUCGUUUCCCUCUCUUCCUCUUCCUCCUGCUCUCUCUUCCUCUUCUUCUGUACAUCCAUCCAUCAGAUCUAUCUCAAAGACCUCGGUCGUCCUACACUCUUUUAACUACCAGUCACUCUUUAAAAAACCAAGCACACGAAUUUCCCAAUCCUACGCUUCUUUCUAUUCUCUUUUUAACGACUCUUCGAAUUCGACUCUAGCAGUUCUUUUUCAAACACACAUACACAUUCAAGAUGCGUUUCUCAGUUGCUUCCGCUGCUCUCUUCGCUGGUGCCGCUGUUGCCAUGCAGGGCUAUGGCAACAACAACGGCUACGAACACCAGGGCUACGGAGCUGAGGGCUAUUCCACCGUCUACUCUACCAAGGAGGUCACCAUCACCUCCUGCGGCCCCGAGGUCACCGACUGCCCCGGAAGCCAAACUCCCGUUCCUCCAGUUCCUACCACCUCCGCCGGCGAGCCAGUCCCUGUCCCAACUUCUUACUCUACCGAGUACGUCACUGUGACCGACUGCCCACCAGAGGUUACCAGCUGCCCGGCCUCUUCCACCCGUGUUGAGACCAGCGUUGUCCCAGCUCCUACCUCUGAGCCAACUGCUAUCCCAACUGAGCCAUCCACCAGCGAGACCGCUCUCCCGACUGAGUCUGUCCCCACGGGAACUGGCAACCUCCCCAUCCCAGUCCCAUCCGGCACUGGCACUGGUGUCCCAACUGUCCCAUCCGGCGGUGUUCCAACUGAGAUCCCACCAUACCCAACCAACGUUCCCCCAAGCCAACCAUCUCCAAGCGUUUCUGUCACCUACAUCGCCACCUGCGUGCCAACUGUCAUCACCUCUACCGUCACCCUGCAGCCAACCCCAACCGUUGUCCCAACUGGCGGUGUUCCCGGAACUGGUGCUCCUGGCAUCCCAUCCGGCACUGGUGUCAUGCCAACUGGAACCGGUGUCUUCCCAACCACCGCUCUCCCAACUUACACCGGUGCCGCCAGCACCCUCUCCGGCUCUUACGCCGUUGCCGGUCUUGCCGGUCUCGCCGCCAUCUUCCUGGCAUAAAUUUCUUCUCUUCUUUAAUGACUCCCAUUAGCUCACGUCUUCCGCCCUCAAUCUGUCAUUUGGUUCCGGCGAGAAAUAAUAGCUACGGGGUAUUAAUUUCCUAUUUCUCUUCCUCUUUUGGCUCUUCUUGAACAUAGUGUGCAUGGCAAAUUAGAUCCACUCUAGACAAGAACUUCGAAUAUUUCGAUCGGGACAACGGCAUUUUGGGUUCUUCAUAGGGAGAUUUGUGUGCUUUGGUUUUUUAUUUCCUUUAUUGCCCUCCUUUAUUUGAUACGUGGUUAAUUUAUGGACUUUGCUUGAAAUUUCUCAACACUUUCCUAACUUUUACAGCUUACUUGCUACCGAUAUACCUCUUAGUAAUUUUUUCUUUUUAAUCAGUUGGAGCUGUUCUCGAUUUCCCGCAGUUUUCGCUCUCUAAAUUUGCCACGUCUAUACAUAAAGAGAGGUGCAAGAGCAAAAGAGACCAGCACACAAAUUCCCUGUUUCUCCUAUUCCUGUUCAAAAUCAAUAGGUAGGGCUCAAACAUCGUUGGGCCGGCCAAAGAAAUUCAACAUCACACUUUUUAUCUUUACCUGCAAUUAUUUCCUCUCUUUCCA